AUGGGUUUUAACAUAAUGAUGUUGUUUUGCCUGGCUGUAUUUCCUUCUGUUCUUUCCCUGAAUCUGAAUAGGAUUCCCCAGGCCCCUAAACCGACCAAACCAACCCCCAUGGCAUGGAAGUUCCAUGUAAUUGCCCUAGAAAAUUGCAACAAGACCAUUGCCUCUACCUUCUGUCCAGUGACAGGAUGUGCCAGCACUAUCAGCCUCACCUUUGAUAUAAGGGACACCUGCAUAGGGAAAUGUAUAAAUGACCUCUACAAUGCUAUGACCUCUCCUAUAUAUGUUUGCUUCCUAUAUGAACAAACUCGCUCAGAAUGUAAGGACCCAAAUUAUGGAGGAUGUCCUUACUGGAGCUGCAAAUAUCAUAGCACUUGGCCCAGCUGGGGAGGAGAAAACCCAUCCAGACUGAACUCGGUUGAUUGGCAUACUAGGGUCACCUACUCUAUCCCUGACCCCUGGAAUGACAGAUGGAGAACAGGGGUCGAGGGUUAUGUCUAUAGACAUAACGAGAGGGAUACAGCCUAUGAUGGGAAAACUAAGAUAUUCAUCUUUAGAAAGUUAGCCAAGUUUAUACAUCCAAAUUCCUUAAUUUGA
Messenger RNA from Psammomys obesus (fat sand rat), 594 nucleotides. Its product is annotated as putative endogenous retrovirus group FC1 Env polyprotein. The transcript has a single exon. The record is from RefSeq and is a predicted model, not a curated record. The coding region runs from base 1 to 594 and encodes 197 amino acids. Lineage: Eukaryota; Metazoa; Chordata; Mammalia; Rodentia; Muridae.